UAGCUCAGCUCUCUGACUCGGAGGGACGUGGAUGGAGCAAGUGCUCUCUUGUUGACACUUGUCCCUGCUCCUCUCAAGGAGGGCACAGGGAAUUAGCGUUGCAGGUGUGCACUGGGGAAAUUUACCAGGAUCAUGUGAAGUUGUAAAGGAAGAAACGUGAAUGGUGGAUACACAUGAAUUGAAGAGAGGAAGUAAUACAAUUUUCGUAAUAUGGUGAAGAUAGAAGAACACACGUGUAAAUGUGUCAUCAGGCUGCCGUUUGAUUUGAUGUCCAAUGUCAGCUACACUUGUGACGGUGCUGAGGGCUGAGAAUGUGAAAGGGCAACCCAGACUUUAUGUAAGGUUGGCUCCAGUGUGGAAGGAUGGCAGAUAUGCCCACUAUGGAUGAGGCAGAAGCCCUCCCGAUAGCCAUGAGCCGGGAGGUGUUUGAAGACCCGGAGGAUCCACGAUGCUUUGUGCUGGUGGACGGGCAGGCGGUGGGUGUGGUGCCAGGUGACACCACCAUGCAGGGACUCCUCACGGGACAGGAGGAUGCCCUGGGUGGGGUAGGCACAGCAGGGAAAGGUGUGAGGGUAAUGCAGUUUGGUGGUGAGAGGAACAGUAAUGUGAUGGAAGACAAAGACCUUGGAGGGAUGUUAGGAAUGAAGGAGGACAAAAUGGAUGUGACAGGAACAGUGGAAGUGGUGCAUGUGGAUUGUGACAAGACUCUGGAAGUUAUGCAUAUUGAUGCUGGAAAACAGGUGCAGGUGAUCCACAUUGAGGGUGGAGGCAAGCUUGACUUUAUUGGUGGUGACCAAGGAGACAAUGUCAAGGUUGUGGUUCCAUCCAGCACUCCCUCCAUCUCAUUCAGAGCAAGCAAGGGGCCACUAGGGCAGCAGGACACCCAGGCCCCCAUCAGAAGGGUCGUCACCACCACUCAGACUAGAAAUCCCAUUGCACCGACCCUUUGCUCCCUGAACCAGCCUGUGGCACAACCAAUCAUCGUGUCAACAGGGAAGAGCAGCCUUGCCCCCAGCCACACCUACUGCCGUCUGCCCCCUGUCACCUUCCCUCCUAUCGAGAAGUCACAGAACAUUACAGCACAUGGGAUUGGCUCUAAUAUUAUUAUCUCUGGUACCAAAGAGGUUCUUGGGGAUGCAGAGGAUACCCUUGAUAAUGCCAUCAUAAUAUCCUGGCCUACCAUACCUCCAGAGGAGAUUGAGAACACUGUAGGCACCCAGACAGAGCCCUGUGAGGAUUCGGGAUCUGGCCUCAAUCUCUUCUUUUGUACCUUCCAUUCCGAUGGCAGUGUAGAGACCUACUGUGAUUUCCCUGUGCACCACAACAAGGGUGUGUCCACGGAAGGCAGGGCUCAGUGUGCAGACAGGGGGAAGGUGGAUAAGCAUUACUUGAAGAAGGAGGAGGAUAGCAUUCUACUUACUGUGGAGGAGGAGGAGGAGGAAGAAGUAAAUGAGGAGAUGAGGCAAGCAAGAACAGGUAAAUAUCAGCGCUUCUCCCGUAGCGGCCGCAUCCUGAAGGGCAAAGGGCCACUGUUCAGGGCCGAGGCAGGGCUCUGUGAGGAGGACAUCAGGGGUGACCCAGACUUUGAGGUGCAUGAGGAGGAGGAAGAGGCAGGGGAGACUGUACCUCAGAGCCACUCCCACAGGAGAAAGAGGGGUAGGAAGCGGAAGAAGCGACCUCCGUCCCCCGACAACUUUGAGGAGGACCUGCAGCAGGCCACAGAGAAGACAGAGAAGGAAGAGCUAGAGGCAAAGCAGGAGCCAGCAGUGAAGGAGGAUGCUGAGGGAGAGAGUGAAGUGGCCCUUGAGAUCCUUCGGAAGAAAGGGUACGGGCUAAGGACCAAGCGGCGCCUCAAGAAGCUGACGGACAUGCACUACCUUCAGGAGCAGAUGGUGAGGAGGCAGCCCGACCACAGCCGGCUGUUCCCGUGCCGUGUGUGUGACCGCUCCUUCCCCACCUUCUUUCGGUUGCAGCGGCACGCCAAAGAGGAGCACGACCUCACAAACUUCUCCUUCCCGUGUGACGUGUGUGGGAUGGCAUUCACUCGACCCCACAAUCUGGAGCGGCACAAGGACACCAAGCAUGCCGCCGGACAGAAACGCUUUCCCUGUGAACACUGCGGCCGACGCUUUGCUCGCCAGGACGUGUUAUCAGUGCACGUGUCUAUGGUGCACUUGCGGCGAGCCGGUGGCCAGAAGGGUGCGGUGCCUCAUGCCGGGGCACACCACUGCACAGGCUGUGAUAACUUCUUCUCCCGGGAGCAGCGGCUACGUGAACACCGCAAAGGUGACUUCUCGUGUGGGGAGUGCGGCAUCACCUUUGAGUGCCGCACAGCCCUCCGCCUCCACCUCUACAAGAGUCACCCCACCACCUGCAGUGAAUGUGGCAAAGUGUGCAACAGCAAGCAGCAGAUGUACUUCCAUCGUCAGACACACGCUCCCAAGUUUGUGUGUAAGUUCUGUGACAAAGGCUUCAUGUGGAGAUCCCAGUAUGCAGUGCACUUGGCUACACACACGGGUGACCGGCCAGUGCCCUGUGACGUGUGUGGCAAGUCCUUCGCACACAAAGUGGCCGUCAGCAAGCACAAGUGGCAGGAACAUAAUGAGAACAAUAAGAAAUUCAAGUGUGAGCAGUGCGGCAAGUGUUUUGUAUAUCGGGGAAAGUUGGCAUCCCACAUGCGCAGCCACACCGGCGAGAAGCCCUUCACAUGCCAGGCCUGCAGCUCAACCUUCUCGCAGCGCUCAAACCUCAAUGCCCACAUCAAGAGUGUGCAUGGCGUGGUGGUCAAGUCGGUCAACAGUGAUGGCACGACACACACUGAGCUAGUCAAGUACAAGCGUCCCAAGAAGGCACCUCCUACACCCUCUGUGCCGCAGGCUACCGAUCCCACCACUGAGGUUGGGGCCACUGGCAUUCCUCAGGAGGUGGAGCUGCCCCCACCACCCUCUCAGCCACCUCAUAUAGACAUACAGGAUCAGGUGCACAUGUCUGAGUCUUCGUUAGAGACUGAGGCAGCUGUGUAUCAGAUUGUGUAUGCUUAUCCUCAGUGAGAAACACCUAUGGUUUACCUGUCUCUCUCUCCCUCAAUGGUACCUCUAACUGCAUCUCCCCUAACUGUUUGCAUAUGUGUUUCUGUUGGCUCCCACCUCACAUCAUCUCCAUUAGUGAUUCAUCUCAUCACACUCGACACAUUUAUUUCAGGUGUAAUGUGUUGCAUCUCCAAAAACAGUAGCCAAAGAUUUGUCCUCAAGGUUUAUGGUGGACUGAGUGGUGUCCCAUGGCUGUAGUGAAGUGGAAGUGACAGGUUGCUGCGUGUAAGGCAAGACUGCACAGUAAUCUGGCUUCCUUACUAAGCGGCUGUCUUUUCUUGUUUGUCAGUUUUUAACACUACCAGAGCCAGUAUGUGUGGUGCCUGAGUUUUAUCCUAUGUACAUGUUUAUUAUCCAUUAUAUAUAUGUGAUAAUUUUUCUGAGAAUAAUUUAGUGUUUAGAUUUAUUUGUGAUGCAUGGCCCUCACGUGAAGCAGUAACUUUUGUUGUCAUUAUGAUAAGUUCUCAUGAUUUCCAUUGUAUUUCAAAAUUAUAGUGGUGCUUCAGUUUAAUUAUUUGCAUAUAUUUGGCAGUGAUUCAAACUCUUCCUGUUUUGAGUUUUUUGUUUAUUUUUUCUUAUUUUCACACUUACCAUCUGUAAAUUUUAUGCCAGAAUCACUCAGCUUCUUAUGUUGUGACAUUAAGUUCAAAGCUCAAGUACCUUUUAUAAGUUGAAAUGUAAGUUUUUGUAUGUUACUUUAAUUUAAAGUUUUUGUCCUUUAUAUGUGUAUUAUGCAGUGGGUAAGUGAAGGGAGUGUGAAGAUGGGUAUGAUGAAAAGUGCCAUUACAAAUUCAUCAGCAGUGUGACAAGGAAAUCUGGCUGGUGAAGGCCUGUGCCAUCCAAGGGUGAGUGUGUGCUUGAAGUUCAAUGGACUCCACCAGUGUGUGGAGGCAUUGGAGUGUUGUAAUUGUUGUGCUGAUUGAUAUUGAUUUUUAUAAUGAAUCAUCUUCAGGUUACGUAUGAAGUGCUACAAUGUUUGUAGUUGAUUGUUUAUACCAGGACAGGGUUGUGUAAGACUGUCAUCAGGAUGGCCUGCAAGUGUGUGUGUGUCUAGAUUUACCUUCCAGUGCUGAGGCAGCCUGGUCUGGGAUGAGCACUCUGGAGGCAGGGAGGAUGCUGUAGACUAUUUCAUGAGGAAACCAUAGGUGCAUUUUGUAGUGACAUGGAGAAUGUAUUCUUAGAUAUUGUCAAGCUCCAUCCCUGAACUCUCUGGUGAAGACAUUAGUCCACAGAGGGGAGCAUUAUAUAAUUUAGGUGUGUGUGUGUGUGUGUGUGUGUUUAGAGAGAGUUGAAAGUAUUUAAUCAUAUGUACUCCACGUCAAUACAAAAGAUGCCUAAUGUGCCGAAGUAUUCAUAAUAGUAUAUAUAUGUUGAUAAUAUUUUUAUAUGUAAAUGUAAAUAAAAUUGUAAAAAAAGUCAAAA
Molecule: messenger RNA, 4511 nt
Organism: Scylla paramamosain (green mud crab)
Lineage: Eukaryota; Metazoa; Arthropoda; Malacostraca; Decapoda; Portunidae
Product: zinc finger protein 892-like
Exons: 3
Coding region: 363-3050 (895 amino acids)
Biological process (GO): regulation of transcription by RNA polymerase II
Cellular component (GO): nucleus
Molecular function (GO): RNA polymerase II cis-regulatory region sequence-specific DNA binding; DNA-binding transcription factor activity, RNA polymerase II-specific
Source: RefSeq, a predicted model, not a curated record